CCACAGCUGUGGUUGGUUCGGCUGCGUACCGGAUUCCCCGUGCAGUAGCGAGUGGUGCGACCGAGAUUCUGUCACUCGUGACCUGUGCCGGGAGAAAGCGAGUGGGAUCAGGCUGCUGGCGACGCUGCGUGUUACUGCUGCUUUGCGUAAGUGAGGAAACAGAGCCGGAAAGAUGGCUGACACCCCCACGAUGAAUGGCGCACACAGUAAUCUAUGGACAACUCAUAACCAGAUGGUGCUGGAGCCACUGGAAACAAAUGAUCCAGAGGUGUACGACAUUAUCCGGAAGGAGAAACACAGGCAGCGGUACGGGCUGGAACUGAUCGCGUCUGAGAACUUUGCCAGCUGUGCUGUAUUGCAGGCUCUGGGCUCGUGCAUGAACAACAAGUAUUCAGAGGGUUACCCAGGACAGAGGUACUAUGGUGGCACGGAGCACGUGGACGAGUUGGAGAGGCUGUGUCAGAAAAGAGCUUUGGAGGCGUAUAAACUGGACCCCAAGAAGUGGGGGGUGAAUGUGCAGCCGUAUUCUGGCUCCCCUGCUAACUUUGCCGUCUACACGGCCCUGGUGGAGCCUCAUGGCAGAAUCAUGGGGCUGGACCUGCCUGACGGGGGGCACCUGACACACGGGUUCAUGACCGACAAGAAGAAAAUCUCAGCCACUUCCAUCUUCUUUGAGUCUAUGCCAUACAAGGUAAAUCCGGACACUGGGUACAUAGACUAUGACAGACUGGCGGAAAACGCUCGCUUAUUUCAUCCCAAACUAAUCAUAGCAGGUGUCAGCUGCUACUCUCGGAAUUUGGACUACGCCCGGAUGCGGGCUAUUGCGGAUGAAAAUAACGCAGUAUUAAUGGCCGACAUGGCGCACAUCAGUGGGCUGGUGGCAGCUGGCGUAGUCCCCUCUCCCUUUGAGCACUGUGACGUUGUGACGACCACAACGCAUAAGACAUUGCGCGGCUGCCGGGCCGGCGUUAUCUUUUAUCGGAAAGGAGUACGCAGCGUGGAUCCAAAGACCGGCAAGGAGAUUCUGUACAACUACGAGAGCCUAAUUAAUCAGGCGGUGUUCCCUGGCCUGCAGGGGGGACCUCAUAAUCAUGCCAUUGCAGGAAUCGCUGUGACGCUGAAACAAGCCAUGACCCCGGAGUUCACACUGUACCAGACACAGGUGGUCUCCAACUGCCGGGCGCUGGCUGCCGCAUUAGAGGGACUUGGGUACCACAUUGUCACUGGUGGCUCUGAUAAUCAUCUCAUUCUGGUUGACCUGCGGAACAAGAACACGGAUGGGGGAAGAGCAGAGAAGGUCCUUGAAGCCUGCGCCAUUGCCUGUAACAAGAACACCUGCCCUGGUGACAAGAGCGCUUUGCGCCCCAGUGGCCUCCGAUUUGGAUCCCCCGCCCUGACUUCUCGAGGAUUCCUGGAAGAGGACUUCAAACAAGUUGCACAUUUCAUUCACCAAGGCAUUUUGCUCACACUGGAGAUCCAGAACGACAUGAAUCCCAAGGCCACACUGAAGGAAUUUAAGGACAAGUUGGCUGGCGACGGCAAGCACCAGGAGAAAAUCUCUUCCUUGAAGGAGGAGGUGGAACAGUUCUCAGGCUCUUUCCCUCUGCCGGGGCUCCCUGACCUAUGAAGACCCCCGGCAGGACUGGCCUUCCUGUGAUUGUGUUAUUACAAUGCACUAAUAAUGGUGAAGAAAAAUAGGCCAGACCGUGUACCAAUGGGAGCCAAUCUUGUUUAGUUCUGUAACUGACAUUUACACUGGACGAGGCACAAGAAGCUGGUGUUUGCCAUGUAAUCAGGUGCCAGAGGAAACUCAGUUCUGUUCUAUCCCUGCCACAGACAGCUACAAUCUGUUCUGUUACUCAUAUUAAACCUUCAGGCAUCUGGCUCGUGCUGGACUACACCCACCAGCAUCCUCAGCUGAUGGGAACCAUACCAUAUUACAGCAGAUGAGUGGUGGGUUAUAUAAGGGUUGAUGGCCAAUACGUUCACUACAGAACCCUGAAAUCCACUAUUUCCUGGGCACUGGGAUUGUAAACCGUGUCCUGUUAUUGCAUCAGCUCCCUGUGCCUUACCACUAAUACUGUACUGCACUUGCAACACUGUUCUAAUAAAAUGUGUGAUCUCUUGUGGUA
Molecule: messenger RNA, 2132 nt
Organism: Pseudophryne corroboree (corroboree frog)
Lineage: Eukaryota; Metazoa; Chordata; Amphibia; Anura; Myobatrachidae
Gene: SHMT1
Product: serine hydroxymethyltransferase 1
Exons: 12
Coding region: 173-1627 (484 amino acids)
Biological process (GO): tetrahydrofolate interconversion; purine nucleobase biosynthetic process; L-serine catabolic process
Cellular component (GO): cytosol; nucleus; cytoplasm
Molecular function (GO): zinc ion binding; cobalt ion binding; mRNA regulatory element binding translation repressor activity
Source: RefSeq, a predicted model, not a curated record